UGCACGUCCUAUAGACAGUCCGUUGAUCAUUGCUAUGAUGGCAGGUUUAAAUGCGUGGAGUUUUAUUUUGAUAACUCUCAGCUACUGGAACUGCGCAAAAGGAUGCACAUGGAUGAAGACGCAGAACAAAGCAUCUCUUAGCAGCUUCCAGGUUUUAAGCAACAGCUCGAUUUCUCAUCUUGGACAGGCGUGCAAAGAUCCAGUGAAUGCUUAUGGCAAACUCAGCAUGGAGUUUCCACACAAACAGUACAACCGCGUACUCCAACUCGAGGCAAAGGAUCACAUAAUGUUCACAUUGCGGACUCUAAAGGGCAUCAUGAGGAUCUAUAUUGGGAAAUAUGAGAAGGUGGACUGCGACCAACUCCAACUGCAGAUCUUUCUGCUUGAUGUGGAUCGGCAGAUUAUGGAGCUGGAGCGAUGUGCAAAAAACAUCGUGGUCACUGAAGUACAGAAGAAAAUAUCUAAAAAGAUGGGAAUCCACUUCAAAAGUCUGAAUUCUCACCUUAAAAACACGGAUUACAGUCCUGAGGGCUGGAAGGAGAUUGCUGCAGUGGUGCUGAAACACCUGAGAAGACUCGAUCUUCUGGCCACUAAAACUAAAACAGAUCUUCAUGAUCAAACACGCUUAUUUUAA
Messenger RNA from Tachysurus vachellii, 634 nucleotides. RefSeq names its product interferon a3-like. The transcript is spliced from 5 exons. Gene Ontology annotation, biological process: defense response. Gene Ontology annotation, cellular component: extracellular region. Gene Ontology annotation, molecular function: cytokine receptor binding. The record is from RefSeq and is a predicted model, not a curated record. Bases 35 to 634 code for a protein of 199 amino acids. NCBI's taxonomy places the organism in Eukaryota, Metazoa, Chordata, Actinopteri, Siluriformes, Bagridae.